Molecule: messenger RNA, 1711 nt
Organism: Durotheca rogersii
Lineage: Eukaryota; Fungi; Ascomycota; Sordariomycetes; Xylariales; Xylariaceae
Product: indoleamine 2,3-dioxygenase family protein
Exons: 2
Coding region: 97-1596 (499 amino acids)
Molecular function (GO): metal ion binding; heme binding
Source: RefSeq, a predicted model, not a curated record
GAUCACUCGCCAAAACUCGAGUGCACUCCGUGCUUGAACGAGCCAAACUAACCCCCCCCCCCCUCCCCUCUUCUCAUCGUCGAUCUUGAGAAGAAGAUGUUUAUCCCCAACUCAUCCUUCGAAGUCCUCGAGGACACGAAGCCCGAUGACACGUCGCUGCCCUCCUUCAUGGUCUCGACGACCCGCGGCUUCUUGGCGCGCAUGGAUCCCAUCGUGACCUUGCCGGCAGAGUUUGACGCUGUCGAGACCCUCCUGCGCGAGAUGCCAGUCAAGACCCUGUCGGGCGCCCCUGGGUUGCUUGCUGACGGGAGGCUAGGGGAUGCCGUGCUGAAUAACCUCCCAGACCUGACGGGUGAGGUCGAGAAGUACCGCGAGAACCUCCCGGUGAUGAAUGCUCUCUACCGCGAUUACUCGUUUCUGGCCUCGGCUUUCUUGUUGGAGCCGUGCCACCUGCGCUUCCUCAAGGGCGAGCCGUACGGACUGGGAAGAGCCUUCCUGCCUGCUCAACUAUCCCGUCCUAUCGUCCGCUGCGCCGAGCUUGCCGGCUUCAAGCCCUUCAUGGAGUACGCGGGGUCGUACGCGCUCUUCAACUACCGGCUCGAGGACCCCAAAGCGGGCCUCGAGUACUCGAACCUGAGGCUCGUCCGCGCGUUUGAGCACGGUCUCGACCCCACAUCCUCGGAGGCCGGGUUCGUAUUCGUGCACAUUGACAUGGUGAGGAACUCGGGGCCGCUCGUCCACGGCGCCAUGUCGGGACUACAAGCGCUCGUCGGGACCUCCGCGUCAGAGUCUCCCUCGGCGCGGCAAGAGCGCCGGCGCGCGUUCAACGCGGGGCUGCGCGGCAUGGUGGAGGCGAUGCGCAAGGUCAACGGCGUGAUGGAGACGAUGUGGAUGAAGUCGAAGCCGCGGGCGUACACGAGCUUCCGGACCUUCAUCUUCGGCAUCACGUCGCAGUCCAUGUUCCCGGACGGGGUCGUGUACGAGGGGGCCAACGACGGCAAGCCGCUCAGCUUCCGCGGCGAGAGCGGCGCCAACGACUCCAUCAUCCCGCUCAUGGACAACUUCCUGCAGGUGCAGAUGCCCGACACCCCGCUCACCGAGAUCCUGCAGGACUUCCGCCAGUACCGCCCCAGCAACCACCGCCAGUUCCUCGUCGAGGUGAAGCGGUGCGCCGACGAGCUCGGCACCAGGGAUUUCGCGCUCGCGCUCGCGAUCGACACCGCCCCGGCCGACGGCGAGGAGGAGGAGGCGCAACUGAUCCGCGAGUCGCGGACGCUCUGGCUCCGGGCGCUCAACGAGGUGCGCGACUUCCGGUGGCGCCACUGGUGCUUCGCGCGCGAGUACAUCCUCAAGCAGACGUCGCACCCGACCGCGACGGGCGGCAGCCCCAUCGUCACCUGGCUGCCGAACCAGCUACAGGCCGUCAUGGAGGAGAUGACCGAGAUCUACGGCAGCAUCGGCGGCGGCGGCGGCGGCGGUAAGCUCGCGCUCGGCCCCGAGUGCCGCGACAUCAUGGACCUCGUCGAGCGCCAGCACGACACCCUGAGGAAGGAGGUCGACAAGUACUGCCGCGAGCGCGGCGUCGGCGCCAACUAACUUCCCGCAUGUUUUUUUUAUAGAUUAAUCGGCUAGGCUGGCCUCUUUUAUCGAGGUCCCCGUGUUAUUGAAGGGGGGGUGGGGGACUUGUAAUCAAGUCAAUGUAGGAUCGAGG